UCUUCUGACGGUUAUUUUUUUUUUAUUAUUGAUUGUUUCGUCGUAAUUUCUUUUUCUGAUUUUCUAAUUUUGUUUUUUUUGUUUGUGUUUUUUUGUUUUGCAAGCCAACAAUAACAGCUGCUGUGUUUAUGAUAAUUUACUUAUUUAGUGAGGUUAUUCAGUUGAAAAGAAAUCCGUAAUAAUUAAUCUUGGGAAAACACAAGCAAAAAAUGACUUUAGAUGAAUCAGAUAAACAAACAUCAGAUAAUGGUGUAAAUAAUACACAGGAAAAUGUUGAUGGCGAAGAAGAAAAUAUUUCGAAAUCAAAUCCAUCAACUACCACCACCACCCCAGAUGUUAUACAACAGGAAGAAUCAAUGCAAUGGACUAGUAGUACGAUACGAAAUGAUUCAACCGAUGAUCUUUUAAAUAAUAAUAAUAAUAAUAAUAAUAACAAAGCAGCUAUAAAAAGAACAUUUGAUCAGAUUUCUGAUGGUUCAACAUCAUCUCCAUCACAAUGUUUAUCAGUGAACGAAGAAUCGAACAAUAAUGAUGAUAAUAAAGUAAUAGAAAUGAACGAUGAAGAAACAAUGAAUAUUAUCGAUCUGAGUGGCCAGAAUACUGUUGAUAAUGAGGAUGAUAGUAGUAAUUCAAAAGAACAACAAACAUUGAAAAAACAAGAAAAAGAACCUGUUACAUUUAAAGUUGUUUAUGCAAAAGAAAUAUUUGAUAUUACACAAGAUUUGAAUGAUACAAUUUCGAUAUUGAAAAAUCAUCUACAAAAACUUACCUCAGUCAAUCAUAAUUCACAAAAACUUUGUUAUAAAGGAAAUUUAUCCGAUACGAAAACAUUAAAAGAAUGUGGUAUAAAAAAUGGUGUUAAAGUUAUGAUGAUUGGUUCGAAAGCAACAGAUAUUUUGGCUGUAUCAUCCGUAACAAAAGAUUCAAUUGUAAAAGAAAUUAAAGAACCUGUUCCAACUAAAGAACCAUUAUGUCAGCAAAAGCAACAUAAAAAUAUUAUCGAUAAAGGAUUACCUGAACAGGUUAUGUCCGGUUGGAUUGGUGAAGAUUGUCCAUUACCAUUGGAACCAUUAACAGGAAUGUUAAAUAAAUUUGGCAAUAAAGUUCGUAUGACAUUCAAAUUGGAACAGGAUGAAGUUUGGAUAUCAACCAAAGAACGAACACAAAAAAUUCAGAUGACUCAAAUAAAAUCUGUGAUUAGUGAACCAAUUUUAGAUCAUCAACAAUAUCAUAUUAUGGCCUUACAAAUUGGUACAACUGAAGGUUCAAAAAUUUGGUUGUAUUGGGUACCGGCACAAUAUGUUCGAGCAAUUAAAACAGUUAUAUUGAAUAGUUGAACAAAAAAA
Molecule: messenger RNA, 1346 nt
Organism: Dermatophagoides pteronyssinus (European house dust mite)
Lineage: Eukaryota; Metazoa; Arthropoda; Arachnida; Sarcoptiformes; Pyroglyphidae
Product: ubiquitin domain-containing protein UBFD1-like
Molecular function (GO): RNA binding; cadherin binding
Source: RefSeq, a predicted model, not a curated record